GUUCUGCAGUAGGCAGGCUUUCACUCACAUUCCUGCAUUGCAAGGCUUUCUGCUAAGGAUGUAUUGUGGCUUUUGUUUGGAUUUCAGCGUGCAGAAUCACAGCUGUUCAGAGGAGACUCAUUACAACUCCUGCUGAAGCUCCUAAUCUUCCUCCCUCUGCCCCUUCCCCACCCUCACUUGGCGUGAAGACACUGUCCCCAGUUUGCCUUACUUCCUUGCUAUGUGUAUGGUGAACCUGGUAGUAUGCCUGCGCCUGGGACUGGCCAGACAACUGCUGUUGGCUCUCCCUAUUCCAGGAAGAAUUUAAAGGGAAAUUGUACAGCAGGCAGUAUACCCACCACAGCAGCAACCCCAGGAACCUGGUGCCUAGGGCUCCCUGGCUUUGUCACUGCAAUGACAGUAGCAGCUCCUAGGAACUGUGACAGCAGCCAGGUGGCAGCAUGAAGUGAGAGCCAGUUCCUGAGCACGAGAUGAACUCCACCUGGGAUGGUAAUCAGAGCAGCCAUCCUUUCUGUCUUCUGGCACUGGGCUCCUUGGAAACUGUCAGGUUCUGUCUUUUGGAAGUGCUGAUUAUUGUCUUUCUAACUGUAUUGAUUAUUUCUGGCAACAUCAUUGUGAUUUUUGUGUUUCACUGUGCACCUCUGUUGAACCAUCAUUCUACAAGUUAUUUUAUCCAGACAAUGGCAUAUGCUGACCUCUUGGUUGGGGUAAGCUGCCUGGUCCCUUCCUUAUCACUCCUCUACUACCCUCUUCCGAUGGAGGAGGCUGUGACUUGCCAAGUAUUUGGUUUCGUAGUGUCAGUUCUGAAGAGCAUCUCUAUGGCUUCUCUGGCCUGUAUCAGCCUUGAUAGAUAUAUUGCCAUCACUAAGCCUUUAACCUAUAAUACCCUGGUUACUCCCUGGAGACUACGCCUCUGUAUUUUUCUGAUUUGGCUGUAUUCCACCCUGGUCUUCCUGCCUUCCUUCUUCCACUGGGGUAAACCAGGAUAUCAUGGAGAUGUAUUUCAGUGGUGUGCAGAGUCCUGGCACACCAACUCCUACUUCACGUUGUUCAUCGUGGUGAUGCUGUAUGCCCCAGCUGCCCUCAUUGUCUGCUUCACGUAUUUCAACAUCUUCCGCAUCUGCCAGCAGCACACAAAAGAAAUCAGCGAAAGGCAAGCCCGAUUCAGCAGCCAGAAUGGGGAAACUGGGGAUGCCCAGACCUGUCCAGAUAAGCGUUAUGCCAUGGUCCUAUUCAGAAUCACCAGUGUGUUUUAUGUCCUCUGGUUGCCGUACAUCAUCUACUUCUUGCUGGAGAGUUCUACUGGCUGCAGCAGCCGCCUUGCAUCCUUCCUGACUACCUGGCUUGCUAUUAGUAACAGUUUCUGCAACUGUAUCAUUUACAGUCUCUCCAACAGUGUUUUCCAGCGAGGACUAAAGGGCCUUUCAGGGUCUAUGUGUACCUCUUGUGCAAGUCACACCACAGCCAAGGACCCUUACACAGUUAGGAGCAAAGAACCCCCUAAUGGAUCUCAUGUCUGAGGGGACUCUGUUUUCAAGGAGAAAGGAUGGCUUUGGUUCAGUUUUUCUCUUCCAUCU
This is a messenger RNA of Arvicanthis niloticus (Nile rat), 1577 nucleotides long. The record is from RefSeq and is a predicted model, not a curated record. Lineage: Eukaryota; Metazoa; Chordata; Mammalia; Rodentia; Muridae.